AUGGCGACAUCAUUCUCUUCAAUAUCCAGGCAGGAGGUGACGGCCCUUCUACGGCAAGUUCAAGGGAAUCAGCUGUUGAACCGCCAGCUCUCCUCCGUUUGCCAAGUCAAUGGCCUGAAAAGCACAGGCGUGAAAGCCGAGCUGCAGCGCCGCAUCGUCGACUUGAUACAAGAAACUGUCAAUGCCAACGAUGUGUCGCGCUUCCAACAAGUCCGGCAAAGCAUCACCAAUGCUGUCUUGCAACGAUCGAGUCCAUCGUCCAAAGCGUCCGUGCAACGGAGCACCUUGGCUACGAACCAAGGUCAUCCCACCACGCAGUUCACAACACCAAUGACUUCUUUCAAUCAAGGGACCAGUCCCUACCAGCAGCGGCUGCCCCAUGGGACCAGUUCUGCCGUAAACGGCCGCGCCUUGCACAGCACAUUCGCUACGCCAAGCGGCAAUAUAAUCUUCCACUCCAGCCCUUUUUACCGUAUCGAAUCCGCAGUUAGCAACUUGCGGACGUGUGAGACAAUGGCACAACACAGGAAUUCCAUAAAUAUACCAAUCAAAGUCGGUGAUCAUCCAGCACUCCAACAAUGUCGAAAUAACUCGCCAUACAGAGUCAUGAUCUUUUGUGCUGCUGACGUAUCUGGGGUCCAAAAUAUUUCAUUCCCACACCAGUCAGAAUUAAGAGUCAACUCAAAGGAGAUCAAAGCGAAUUUGCGUGGCUUGAAGAAUAAACCAGGGUCUACUAGACCAGUUGACAUCACGACAGCUCUUCGCCUAGAGGAUCCUCGGUAUCCCAAUAACGUCGAGUUCACAUAUGCUCUAACUAACAAGAAAUAUUACCUUAUCGCAAAUGUUUGCAAGGUCACAACAGUAAAAGAGCUAGUCUCUAUCAUAUCCACACGCCGCCGGAUACCAAAGGAAUCUGUUAUUGCUGAAUUCAACAGAAAGGCUCAGGACCCGGACGUCGUAGCAACGUCUCAGGUUUUGUCACUAAAAUGCCCCCUCUCGUACAUGAGAUUAGACGUUCCCUGUCGCAGCUUGAGCUGCACUCAUAUCCAGUGCUUCGACGCCACAUCGUACCUCCAGCUCCAAGAGCAAGGCCCGCAAUGGUUAUGUCCAAUUUGCAAUAAGUCUGCUCCUUUCGAGCAACUCGCGGUAGACGAAUACGUCCGAGAUAUUUUGGCAAAUACACCAAGUGAUCUCGAGAAUGUGACGAUCGAACCAAACGGCCAUUGGGCGAUGAAGACAUCUCGCGAUGAGAACCUGAAAUCCAAUGGCACCACAUUUGAAGACGACGAUGACCUCGAGAUCUCAGAAAUUAGCAUCGUUAGCCGUCGGUUGGAAACACCCAAGACUAACACACCAAUCAUCGGAACUCCGGCGUCUGGUGGAAGGGACAGCUCAGCAAGUGCGCCGCGCGGCAUUGCCACCACAAGCGCGAAGCGGCCUGCUGCGGCGGUCAUUGACCUCACAUUGUCGUCUGAUGAUGAGGAGCCAACCCAAAGGCCACGGAAGAGACAAAACACUUCAGCGACCGGUUUCCAGGCUUCCAAUGGCAUGAGCUUCCUGAACGAAGCCCCCAUACGCUACCCACAUAGCUAG
This is a messenger RNA of Pochonia chlamydosporia 170, 1593 nucleotides long. RefSeq names its product Zinc finger domain-containing protein, MIZ-type. Gene Ontology annotation, molecular function: zinc ion binding; SUMO ligase activity. The record is from RefSeq and is a predicted model, not a curated record. Gene Ontology annotation, biological process: protein sumoylation. The transcript has 6 exons. Bases 1 to 1593 code for a protein of 530 amino acids. Lineage: Eukaryota; Fungi; Ascomycota; Sordariomycetes; Hypocreales; Clavicipitaceae.